CAGACACUUCCAUUGUAUUGAGAAAGGGUGGUGAUCUCUUGCCUUUGUAGAAGUCUUCCGCUCCUAGAUAUUGUUUCCUCUUCUGCAUGGUUAGAAGCAAUUUCGUUUCGCAUGACGUGGACGGGGGCCUGAACGCUUAGUUAUCGUGAAGGCCAUGGUGGAGUCCCCACGGAUUACCACGGUGAAGCAUGUUGCGUUGGCGACUGUUGCUGACGCACUGCUGCCCAUCUCGUCGGCAGCCAGUUUCCCGCGGGGCAUUACUGAUCCGUGCUAUAGGCAGACAAAGGACUCCACGCUCUCUCGUGUCGCACUCAGGAGUGGCGCAAAGUAUGCCGUGUGGGGAUAAACUCAAACUCGUCAGGCUUUGGAUGCCAAUCCCUCUCAGCGUUCGUCAUAGCAGGGAAGACUCCGAUUCAUCCUCUGCGCACCGGCCAGUCAGUCGCCUCGGCUUUCCUUCCUGUGUAUCGGUGCGAGCAGGACUCUUACCUUUCGUUGCGGAAGAGGCCUACGGAGAUGCCGACUUGGCAGUGAUGCUCGAAGAUCCGAGAGUACCAUUGGGAAAGGCACUGAAUCGGAAGAUUCCACGCAUUAGAAGAGAUGUGUUGUCCGACGAUGCUCCGGUCGUUGGUCAGUACGGAUUUGUAGGAUCAGGGGGGAAGGCAUCCGCGAAGUUUUUCCUGGAAUCCACUCCUGGUGCAAUCCUACGAUUGGGCCCUGUAGACAUGCAUGUAAUGUAUAGAACCGCAUCAGGCAAUCCAUUAGCAACCCAGCCAGCGAAUAGGAGGACCGCACGUAACCUCUUGCCAAGGGAUUCCCGACGGGACAAAGACGAUCUAGGCUCUCGGUGGCUGAUGCCUCUCGUCUCACAACAUUUCUCUAAGGAGGCACAUCUUAUAUUCAUACGGAAAUUGGCUUGAAGUGAUCUUCUCUUAUCUUUUCUUAUCUGCACUAUAAUCCUGUUGAUUCCGUCUCAUGUUCUCUUCGUCUCUGUCACUAUGAUCGGUCCAACAGUCUCGAAGAAAGCAGUGGGAGUUGCCUCCAGCAAAGACGCCUGGGCUCCAGACAACUGUAAUCUUUCAGUUUCAAUCGCCGUAUGUAGUUCAUUCUGUGCAACUCCUAUUGUUCGGCGGCCAUACGACUCAUGACUACCAAUCGAUGGUCAAACCUGCGUCUCCCAGUCCGCGAGGGAGAAGGCCAUGGCUGCAUGAGGAUCAAGU
Messenger RNA from Aspergillus caelatus, 1217 nucleotides. RefSeq lists its product as uncharacterized. NCBI's taxonomy places the organism in Eukaryota, Fungi, Ascomycota, Eurotiomycetes, Eurotiales, Aspergillaceae. The transcript is spliced from 2 exons. The record is from RefSeq and is a predicted model, not a curated record. The coding region runs from base 189 to 917 and encodes 242 amino acids.